Molecule: messenger RNA, 3595 nt
Organism: Ictalurus punctatus (channel catfish)
Lineage: Eukaryota; Metazoa; Chordata; Actinopteri; Siluriformes; Ictaluridae
Gene: phf13
Product: PHD finger protein 13
Exons: 5
Coding region: 199-1233 (344 amino acids)
Biological process (GO): mitotic chromosome condensation
Molecular function (GO): chromatin binding
Source: RefSeq, a predicted model, not a curated record
GUGUUUGUAGCUUUUUGAAGCUUUAUGCUUGUUUUUAGUGCCACUUCACUGUCACCCCAUCAGACCUUCCAAAUUCACGUCAAAUUGGAAAUUUACACCCGGCGGCCUAUCGACUGGUUGUCUGCCAUCGCUUGGGUCGUCGAUCUGAGAACAUAAUUUGAACGGAAUUUCACAUUAUUUCCACUCCACUUGAUAGAAAUGGACAACUCCGACGUUAAAACAGCUGCUUUUGACUCACAGGGUUACAGUCCAACAUGCAAAAGGAAACGGACAGUGGAAGAUUUCAACAAGUUUUGCACGUUUGUCCUGGCCUAUGCGGGUUAUAUUCCAUAUCCACAGGAGGAGGCGCCGCUCAGGAGCAGCUCGAGUCCCCCCAACAGCACGGGCAGCACGGCAGAUAGCGACGGCCUUCCCUCUCCCGAUCAGCCUCCGCACAAAAGCCGCAAGAGCUUCAGUGGCUUCAAGAGGCCCGCGAACGACGAGCCAAGGCUCCACAAGCAGCCCAAAUCGACGGACUUCCUCCUGGAGGGAUGCAAGAAGACUGACAAAAUGAAGAAGAAGAAAAAGAAGCUGACGGAGAACGUCAAGUCCGACGAGUCCGGCAUGUUCCCGCCAUUUCCCCCCGGCACCAGAGUGGAGCUUUCUGCUUUUGGUCGCACCGUCAAGGAGGAGCCGGAGGAUUACAUCAGCAUCUCGACGCCGCCUUCAUACACCGAGCACUGCGCUCACCCCAGCAGCAGCUCUCCGCACCGUCCCAGCUCUCACGGCACUGUAGGCUGCAAAAAGGAACCGGAGGCCGAGCGGGCGUGCUGGGAUUCCCCGGCCAGCUUGGGAAUGGAGUCCAGAGCCGAGAGCAGAGAGAAACUGGCGCUGCCUGACGGAGAAGCCGUGGUCAUGAAGAUGGAGGGAUGUCCCGGCACUAGAACGGUGAUACGGCAGGGAAAGCAGGUGGUGUUCCGCGAUGAAGACGGAUCUGCCGACGACGAGGACAUCAUGGUCGACUCAGAUGAUGACUCGUGGGACCUGGUGACAUGUUUCUGUAUGAAGCCCUUCGCCGGAAGGGCGAUGAUUGAAUGCAACCAGUGCAACACCUGGAUCCACCUGUCCUGCGCCAAAAUCCGCAAGUCCAACGUCCCGGAGACGUACACCUGCCAACAGUGCAAAGACUCCAAAUUUGACAUUCGGCGCUCGAACCGCUCGCGCAUGGGCUCUCGAAAGCACCUUCUGGACUGACGUCGCUCGUGCCCCUCCCCCGAGUACGAACUCUGAUCGAGACCGGAGAUGAGUACAGAAGAGGAAGGGCUCGGACUGUGUUAUUAACUUUGCCCCCCACCAGUUUUAUAUAUCGUCCACCUUCCUAACUGUUUUUUGUUUGUUUGUUUGUUUGCGUAAGGCAAUCAUAACCUUAGUCGAUGCAUUAAAGAGGAAAGAUUCUACAGAGGUUUCAAAACGGAUGUCAUGUUCUCGAAGGCUUUUAUGAGACGCUUUCGACAGGAACGAGGACGAUGGAUUGCACUUGUUUAUGUGGGGUUUUUUUUUUAAGUCUUGAUUAAUUUUUCAAAAAGGGAGCGUUUGUACCCAAAGCUUUGAAAAGUGCGUGCGUAUUCGUUCAGAGUGUUGUGUUCGACUUAUUUCGUUGUGGAACUUUCUGGAAUCCCAAAAUGUCUAUAGAGUUAUAGUGAAAAUAAUAAUAAUAAUAAUAAUAAUAAUAAUAAUAGCGGUGCAGAAUCUGUCCUUGAGUGAAUAAUCGAAGAGAAAUUCCUGGUUUUUGUAUUUGUUUUUUGUUGUUUUUUUUUUUUUUUUUUGUCCUCAGCAAAGCGCUGAUCUUCAGGUUUAUUAAGUGUCAAAAAAGCUACACAAGUGUGCGUAUUGUCCCAAUCUGGGACGUCCUGUUUAAACACCCUCAGUGAUUUUUGUUCUUGACUUUAUUAACAGAAAGCUCAGUGCUAACUUUUUUGAAUUUUUUUUUCACAGACACACUGUGUUGUGUUCUGUUUUAUUUUAUUUUUUAUCGUGAACCUUUUACACAAGUGAUAUUUGAGACUUUUUGUCGUGGCUCCUACAUUUAUUGCCCAGAAGCAAAAACAAAAGGACUUUAUAUUUUAUUCGCGUGUUCUCUGACGAUGGACUUGGAACCCACGUCAACUUGCAAAGAUUUCUUAACUUAAUCGUUUCCACUCACGUUAUUUUCAGUUUAUAUUUUCCUAGAUUCUAGCUAGCUGGGAUUUUUGUUUUUUUUCUUUGACUUGAUUUGGAAACUCGUAAUCACGUCACUUUUGAGCUACAAAGCAGGAGGAAACUGCCACCAUCCCCUCCCCCCCCACGCCACAGACGCAUCCAUGAAAGCUAGCUUUCCAAGUAGGAAUUUCUUUCCGAGUAGGAAUUUCCGUAUUGAUCCGUAUCGCAUUUUCUUUUUCGUUUUUUUUCCAAGUCGGAGUUGGGAUGCUACUAGCUUUAGUCGAAUGCACAUCACUGCACAUUUUGCUCGCCGUUUCUCAUGUCAGUUCAACUAUUCAAAAUACCGUAGCGAGACAUUUUUAUUGCACUAUUCCAUGCUUGCUAUGGCAUUUUUACGAAUAUUUAUUUUCCCCUGUGUGUCCUUUUUAAAAUAACGAUUUUUUUUUGUCUCCUCCUCGUUAAAUACCACACAUGACGACAGUUUGCCACGGUAUGGUGCUCAGUGUCUUCACUUUAUAACUUUAUCCCGUUUUGGAUCUCAACACUGCCUUCACGUGCUCGUAGAACUGUCAUAUUUAUUUCCCUUGCUCACUCACUCACUUCCAAAGUCUUUCCGAAUAUUUUUCUGUUGUGUGUGGGGGAAAAACAAGGAACAAGAUGACGGUUAAAGACACAAGUCCAAUCAGCGAUGACUGAAAAGUAUUUAUGAUCAAUGAGGAGCACGAAUGCGUCCUCAUGACGACGUUCGUGUGUCACUGGAACUUCUUAAGCCAGCCCACACGCCCCAUCCCUUUUGUUUUUAUGAUUCAGAAGGACUGAUUCGAGAACUGUCGUGUUACGGUACUUUUUAACCGCACACGAAGGCAGCGCAGAGCUCCUUCACUGUUCUACAAGACUGUAGAAUUAACCACUUUUAUAUAUUCUUCCUUCCUCAGCCUGUCUGUCUUCAGUACGUGUACGAACAUUUCCCUCAGCGGUGCUCCCCGUAACGUCCCGGCGGAAACGUCUCCAGAGAUAUCCUUGAUUUCAGACGUUCCAGUGAUUUAUUUAUUCAGAUUGUUUAGUUCUCUCAGGCCCUCGUUUCCUGUAACUCGGGAUGAAAGAAUCGCGCGAACCCUCCGUUAGCGUUCACUUUUUUAUACACUUUCAGUUGAUAAAGAUUUUGUCCCAACGUGGCAUUUUCCUUUUCUUCUUCCCUUUCAUUCGUUUUGUACGAUCAGUGCAUUCUGUUUGUGUAUAUAUAAUGUCACCGAUAGUUCACGGCUGUCCUCGGAAGGGAUCGAGGGAUCUCACCGUGGUAGGCUUGGAGCGCUGGGGCGGGGAGAGAGAGAGAGAGAGAGAGCGCGAGCGAGCGACGGAGGAAGAGAAUGAAGGUUUCUGUGAAACUGAUGUAAAUAAAGAUCUUAUGAGAAUUUAA